AUGGAGCAGCGGCUCGAUGGCGCUAAGAAGCCGCUGGGAACUUUGUCGCCCCGCGAGCUGCUAAAGCGCGGUUGGAAUGGCGUCGUAUCGACUCCGUUAACCGUGAUAAAAGACUCGAUCAAUUCUGUGGGAAUGCCUAAUUCGCUAGUCGUGAUCCCUACAAGCCGCAUGACGCUUCCUAGUCCUACCGAAUACCCAAGCCGCAUGACGCUUCCUAGUCCCACCGAAUACCCAAGCCUUUUCGACGUGCGGAAUCCUAGCUCCACGCGCUUAGCCGACGGGACAACGAUUGCUGGCCGCACGCAGGAAGUGGGACAGCUCAUGCCACAAUUUGCACGUGAGAGCGUCAGCGCAAACUGGUGUUCAAACCCGACAAAUUUUAUUAACCGCACAUGCACGGACGAGGAGAUGGUUAAUGGAAAAGCGGCAGAAGAGCAGACGUAUUGUCAGGUUUAUCAUCACAAUUUGUACUCGGUGCUCACCAACCCUAAAGCCAGCAAAUGGGGUGGCACUCUACUCGACGCUUUAUAUCCUUCUUUAGAUGUCGACAUCGCUUUAUCCCCAUAUCCGGGACUUGCAGAUGUGUCAAUUCGUGACUUGCAACCGUACUUACGCCAGUUUGGGAUGGCAGCAGCUAAGUAUGAGGAAAAUCAUUUGAAACCAGUCAACGAGCAGCUCUCGUCAAGCAAUGUGCCAUCAAUCUCCGUCGCGGAUGAGGACGUGGCCAAGUGUCUAAAAGCAGUGCCAACCCUUUUUUUUGAGCCAGGCUUCGACUUGGCGAAUCCGAAAAUGUUUGAAGAGGUGAUGACUAUGCCUCACGCUACAUCCAUCCAAGAAGAGCUGACAACAUAUCUGGAUCGCGUAGAAUUCACAUUACUUCGUCAAGUGUCUUCACGAUCAGAUCGAUUCUUUGAAGCAUCAGCAGACCAGGAAGUGAUAAAGCAGUCGAUUAAAGCUGCAUGCGACCAAGUAGCAACUCUGAGGGUAACAAUGAAACGACUGCGGAACCUUCUUGCUGACAAAACUCUUGAUAUCGUAAGCUUGCAUCGACGUCAAAAACGCAUUAAGGAGCUCCACAAUUUAGUCGCGAUGAUCGAGGAGGUAAGGAAUGCAGAGGCUGCUGUCGAGGCCUUAGUACAAUGUCAAGACUACACGAACGCCUUGACUUUGAUUGAGACUUCGCAAGUAAUUUUAAAGGAGAAUUUACAAAGCAUUCAUGGCCUAAGCUCACUUCAUGACAAGUUUCGUGGUUAUCGUGGCUUGAUUAGCUCACAAAUUUCCCAGCGCUUUAUCUCGAUCGUUACAUCUCAUAAGUGGGCUUUCCAUGAUAAAGAGGAGUCGGCUUUAUCAAGCAAUAAGAGUCAGAAUAGCCUUAGCGAUGCGAAGGUUCAUGUACAGGAGGAAAUUACACAACUUGUGGAUGUAUUAUUUCGUGUAGACGCCUUGGAUAUUACUAUCAAGUCAUACUAUGAGCAGCUAAACGAAGAAAUUCGCAUCAUUGUGAAAACGGUAGUCACUGAAACAAUAGCAGUGUCGUUGAGCAGCAAAAGUGGCGGUAACUCUGAUUUUGGCGCGUCCCUCGGCAAUGAGUCGAAAAUAUCAAAUCAGCUGCGAGCGUUGACUUCGGAUGAAUUUCUUCAGUGUGUGCAGAUGAUCUUUGACCAUUUGCUUAUGGUUCUAAAGCGUACCACCGUAGUGCAGAGUAUAUUGGUGAAUUCCAUGCAAAACAAAAAGAACGAGGCCACGGAAGAGGAAAAGGUUGUCAAUGUUGCAAACAGAAAUGAAUCUUGCGUUAGUCUUAAUGAAGUUGUCAAAUGCAAAGCAGCCAAUUCUUCCGAGGGAUGGUCACCUCUUGAACAUGCCAGUGAUGAACAUACGACGCUAAGUGAUUGGAAAAUUAAGGCUAAGUGCUCAAAAGUGAUUCGAGAAAUCGACGAGGUUGUGCGCAAGACUUGUGAGCUCUCACAGCGUAGUGUGUCGAAUUUAUUUGCUGUAAGGAAAGAAGUUCAGGCUGUCUACACGAUGCCACAAUUGCGCAAGCUGUACGACACAACGAUGGACUUCGUCGUUAGUGUUGAAAAGCUUAUGGGCAAGACCGACUAUACACUUCGUGGAUCUCUCUUUUCUCAGCUCAAGUUGUUUCUUGAAAAAUAUCAUCAAAUUCAGGUUGCCAGACUAGUGUCCACUCUAGACCAUGAGUUGUGGAAGAAUACGGAAAUUUCUGAACCUCGUCAUAAAGCUCUCGAUGAUCUCUCUAGUGGGCGAGGCGUCGCACUCCUUCUCUCCAACGACCGAGAGAUUACCGGUGAAACAGCACCACCGCGAAAAAUGGUAUCCAUUUGCGGCAAAACGUUUCGUGUUGUAUGGUCGGUCCUCCUCAUGUUGGAGAUCACUAUGAACUAUAUGUCAUGCGCCGCUAAUUUUCCUGUAUUAGCUUCCGACGUGCUUCAGCGGUCGAUCGAAAUUUUUCGGUUAUAUAAUUCAAGAACGACUCAGCUUGUACUUGGCGCUGGUGCGAUGCAAAUUGCCAAUCUUAAGAGUAUUUCUGCAAGGCAUCUAGCUUUGGCAUCGCAGUCAUUAGAGUUGUCUAUGACCAUAAUUCCUCACAUCAAGGCCGCUCUUGCAGCUCAUUUUACUGAUCGCCAGAAGCUUCUGUUAGACGAAUUUGACCGUGUCUCGCGCGACUACGCUGAACAUAAUGAGAAAAUAUUUAGCAAAUUCACAAGUAUCGUAGAGGAGCAAAUCAUGAAUCGUUUUUUGGAGAAUAUUUCAACACAGAUUGACUAUGACUGUGCAAGCCUAACCAUCCCGACAAAUCCAAUGCGCGGCAUUACGCAAAGCACCCUUAAGCUUUAUGCUGUGCUAAAACCCAUCUUAUCUCCACCACAGAUGAAAGAUGUCAUGUCACGUGUGUUUGACAUGUUUACACAGAAGCUGCCAGAGUGUUUUAAGUUGGUGCAGCCACGAACGAGCGUAGGCAAGGAACGUGUUGUGGACGACAUCGGUGCGUUCGUGCAGAGCUUUCACGAGGUGACUGAGCAUAGUUUUGAUGGAUGUGCUCUUUUGAGACACUUUAACAAUGCCUAUAGUAGUUGA
This is a messenger RNA of Plasmopara halstedii, 3096 nucleotides long. RefSeq names its product vacuolar protein sorting-associated. Gene Ontology annotation, molecular function: syntaxin binding. The transcript has 8 exons. Bases 1 to 3096 code for a protein of 1031 amino acids. Lineage: Eukaryota; Oomycota; Peronosporomycetes; Peronosporales; Peronosporaceae. The record is from RefSeq and is a predicted model, not a curated record. Gene Ontology annotation, biological process: Golgi to vacuole transport; retrograde transport, endosome to Golgi. Gene Ontology annotation, cellular component: GARP complex.